AUGUUUUACCUCAUACUCAUUCUCCUGCCAGCUUUCUAUGCCAACGAUUGGUCUGAUUACGACUGCAGUUCUGAUAUGGAUGGAAUUAAUCUCCUGAUGGGAUUUCGAAGGUUUUGCAAUGAAUCAAAAGAGCCGGUACCAACUAUGAUAUAUGACAAUUUCAAUGCAUGUUAUUAUCUCGAGAACUACUGGCUUGCUUGGAAACGUGGUACAACAAAGCAAUCUAAAAAAGGAUUUGCUUACAACUAUCGUUAUUACGUCCACCCCGAAAUGAAAAAAGUAAAUACUUUUAAUAAGGCAAAAAUAUUUGCUGAACUACUCUCUAAACGACCAGGCGGAAAUGUUACAGAAGUAUGCCAGGCAUGA
Cylicocyclus nassatus is the source of this 366-nucleotide messenger RNA. The record is from the annotation of a GenBank genome assembly. NCBI's taxonomy places the organism in Eukaryota, Metazoa, Nematoda, Chromadorea, Rhabditida, Strongylidae.